This is a messenger RNA of Pteropus alecto (black flying fox), 279 nucleotides long. It is a transcript of the gene SPINK8, whose product is annotated as serine peptidase inhibitor, Kazal type 8 (putative). The transcript has 4 exons. NCBI's taxonomy places the organism in Eukaryota, Metazoa, Chordata, Mammalia, Chiroptera, Pteropodidae. The record is from RefSeq and is a predicted model, not a curated record. The annotation marks the transcript as partial. Gene Ontology annotation, molecular function: protein binding.
AUGAAGGGGACCUCCUUGAAUGCCGUCCUCGUUCUGGUCAUCACUGCGUGGGCUGCUUUUGCAGUUGACUUCCAUCUGCCUACUGGUGAAGGGGCUACCCCAGAAGACACAAAGGUCGACUGCAUCAACAAUAUAAAUCAGUGCUGGUUCUUCUCCUACACCAAGCCAAGUGAACCCAUAUGUGGCAGCGACCAGGUUACCUACAACAGUGAAUGUCAUCUCUGUUUCAUACUUCUAUAUAAAGAGUUUAACAUAACUAAACUGCAUGAUGGACCAUGC